ACACGCAUGUAUCCUUCAGUUGAUGAGAACACAGGGCUGCCAAGACGUCAACACAAGAAUAACUAUCGCAAAAUGGACGGCCUAUCUGUUGAGCUUCCCCGUCUGGCGGAUGAAAAGGUGAUCGCAUACCUGCAACAUCUAGGUGUUCCACAGGUCAAAGCCGAUCAAGUUGAGCUUCCUAAACCGACCUUCUCGCUUCUUUGUGAGAUGCAGAAGCGACAUCACGAUAAGAUUCCGUUUGAAUCCGUCUCUGUCCAUUUGGGAAAGAAUGUCCAUUAUCAAGAUUCCGAUCCAAUCCCCUACCAAGAGGGCAAGGGCAACAUCGACGUCAGCCCCAAUGCGCUAUUUAACAAGAUCGUCACUCGAGGUAUGGGAGGGUAUUGUUUUGAGCUGAAUGGACUCUUCGCAAUCGUUCUGCGCUCCCUUGGAUAUACCAUUACCAAUCACUCGGCGCGAGUGUAUGCGUACCAGGGCAAGACACCGGAAGAUGCGGGGUGGUCCUGGUCCGCUCUUUCACAUCAAACUACACAUGUGCACUUUGCCGAGGACGAAAUGAGCGGUGAAAACAUCAUUCCAGAGGGCUGGAAGGCUCCCAGUGGGGGAACUGGAGUAACAUUUCACUGCGAUGUUGGUUUCGGUGUCGGACAACCGAGAGAGCCGAUAUUGAUCAACACCGAAACAGCUUCCAACCACCAUAUACAUGAACGCCUGCCACCGUUUCGCGAAGCCGAUGGUGUACCGGCUGGAUACACUUUAUAUCACAAGCUUUACGACAACGAGAGCAGCAAAUUGGCAGGGAGUUCCGCUUUCAAAUUGGCCCCCAUGUACCACUACACGGAACAACCCCAACUACCAGUGGACUACCUCACAUCAAACUGGUUCUCAAAUACUUGGCACGAUUCAAUCUUUGUCAAGAUGAUGGUAGCCACAAUGCCCUUCGGGGUCGAGAGAGGUGAUCCUUUGGGGACCCGCGGAAGACAUAGCUUCAUCUAUUCGCAUCAUGAAGCGCUGGGUGCCCGCAAAGAAGGAGAUAGACAGGUGGCUAUCUAUAGACGGAAGGGAUUGGAUGGAAAGAAUACCGUCAUCAACGAAGAGCGGACCGUCGCAACUUUUGGCGAGUUCAAGAAGCUCAUGUGGGAGGUUUUCGGCAUCAACACGAAUAGAAUUACGUCUAAGGACGCCUUUCCAUGAGACGUGAUAUAGGCUAGUUAUAUUGUGGAUAGAAGAGUUGAUCAGUUGAAUAGACCUUUAGACCGA
Molecule: messenger RNA, 1257 nt
Organism: Ilyonectria robusta
Lineage: Eukaryota; Fungi; Ascomycota; Sordariomycetes; Hypocreales; Nectriaceae
Exons: 1
Coding region: 7-1191 (394 amino acids)
Molecular function (GO): acetyltransferase activity
Source: RefSeq, a predicted model, not a curated record